AGUCGUCUGUGAGAUAGUGGCACGGCGACGUCAUUAUUGGCGAUACUGCUCAAGGAUUGUGCAGAUGUUCAACAUUCAGUAUAUGAAUAUUUCAUUUAGAUAAUUGAAUCGGACUUUGUGUAUUAUCGAACACUUUCUCAUUAUAAAUGUAAAUGCAGCUAUUUGAAUAUCAUUUUAUGGAACUCGUGCAGCAUUCUAAAUUUUACAUUUUAAAACAAAAACUACUAUGUUGGAGUAUAAGUAUGAUAAAACCAAAUCGUGCAAGGAUAUUAGAUGACUAUCGCAGUAAGUAGGGAGAUCGAAUGUCAAUUAUUUGACUGUUUAUUUCCUGUUUUACUAAGCCAUAUUAUGUCCCUGAAACGCUGUGAGGUUAGUCUUGUCGUUAAACUGAAAUAACAGACGUUUGAUUUUGUAUCAGAUUAAUAAUGUUUAAAAUCAAUGAAAAGUGUUUUAAAACAUUCCUGGAGAUGAUCUUUUCUCAUGGAAUUUAUGGGAUGAAUUAGUUUUAUCAAAUAUGAUUGUCCUUGACAUGAAUGAGGUGGUAAAGUUUAUCAAUAUGACAACGUGGAUAUAUGUUGCACCAAGGAAGGAAAUAAGUUUUAAUGAAUGUAACUGAAGGUCUGUCAGACGGCCAAUAGCUCACUAUACCUGACAGAGAUGUAUUCACCUCUCUCUCAUGUGGACGAGGCUAGAAACUGGACGGAAGCCGACCUUAGUUUGGAGAAGGCUUCGACCCUCGUUGGCUCUAUAGUGUACCUGUGCAUUCUGAUGGUAGUUGGAGUGGUAGGCAACAUCUUCGUCUUGCUAAUAUUUUACUUUAGAUUCAAUCCAUCAACGCAUAGAUGUUUCAUAAUAACUCUUGCCAUCUAUGACUUUUUCGCUUGUGCGGUCGGUGCACCAUGGGCAAUCGCGGAGUCAUUCUUCGCAUUUAAUUACCAUGACGUUGCCACCUGUAAAAUAUUCAGAUUCAUACUGUACUAUACGUGUGUAGCCUCGAGCUUGACGUUGGUUCUUAUUGCAAUUGAACGAAGUAGAAAGAUAUGUACGCCACUAGAGUCACAGUUCAGUAUCCCUAUGGCAAAGAAGGCGAUAUAUGUUGUGGUUUUAGUAAUUUCAACCAUCUCCGCCAGCCCUGCAUUAGUGCUCUAUGGGAACAAAACUAUUCCGACAGGAUAUAAAAAUGUCACUGGCACAAAGUGUUUUGUUACCGACUAUUUUAGUGAAACAUUCUGGCCAAAAGCGUUCAACAUAUAUCUGCUUGCUCUUGCCUUUUUGUCAACGGCCAUUAUGGCAGUAUGUUAUAUUCGCAUAGCAAGAACCGUAUCCAGAAUGGGUACAGAUAGCAUAGCAAAGCGAAUGAGGGCAUCUGAAAAGUGCAAUGUGAAGUCGGAAGAUUCGGUUCCUCAAAGCGAGGACGACGUAAACGAUUCCGAUUCCACAUAUCAGCAGGAUGUCAACUCCCUAAGCAAGGAGCGAAAUCACCGAAUGUCACGUGGUCAAGUAAGUGUGACGUCACGUGACAGUGUUAAAGUCGCAAGGGGUACUGGAAUCAGAAAUAACUUGCGGGACAGAUCAUCGAAGUGGGCCAGUAAAUUAUUUCGGCGUUUGUCGUCAAAAUCUGGACGGAAGACAUUGCGUGUGACUAAAAUGUUAACAUUUGUUACUGUCGCAUUCGUCGUCAGCUAUUUACCUCAUCUUAGCCUGCAGCUGUGGAGCAUGUUUACUUCAAAGGAAAGAGAAAAUACCUUACCAACAGACAAUUUCUACCAAGUUUUGUUUUUUUCGUUUCUUAUAAACAAUCUAGUAAAUCCUUUUAUCUAUGCUGCCAUGGAUUUGAAAUUCAAAAACGAGCUUAAAAAGCUUUUGACCUGUGGCUUCAAUAUUCAUACUAGGAGCACAAAUGUGUAAUAUGAUAUCUAAGUUUCAUCUUUCAACGAGAAAAUUAUGUAGUUGCUUUUUUAAUUUAAUAAUGUUUUCAACUUUUUUUUAGAAAUCUAAUAAAUCUUCUUCGUAAUAACGAUGAAAAUCUUAUGUGUGUAAAUAAAUA
Molecule: messenger RNA, 2047 nt
Organism: Mya arenaria
Lineage: Eukaryota; Metazoa; Mollusca; Bivalvia; Myida; Myidae
Product: octopressin receptor-like
Exons: 1
Coding region: 658-1908 (416 amino acids)
Biological process (GO): neuropeptide signaling pathway
Cellular component (GO): membrane
Molecular function (GO): G protein-coupled peptide receptor activity
Source: RefSeq, a predicted model, not a curated record